CGACCAAUCAGCGGCGGUUGCGGCCUGUGGGGGCCGGUCUCGGGCAAUGAGGAGGUCCGAGUGACGUCUCUGCGCACCAAUCGGGAGUGAGAGAGCGUUGGAGCCCGUCCGCCCUUCCGGCCUGAGCUCUAUUUACUAGGGGCGUGCAGCCCGCCUGCCAAUCAGGGCGCAGCUGAGUGGCCAGGCAGCCAACCCCGGAGGAGCGGCCGGCCGACGUCCGCCGCACCCAGGAGUUGGGGAUGUCCUACAAACCGAUCGCCCCCGCCCCCAGCAGCACCCCGGGCUCCAGCACCCCUGGGCCCGGCACCCCAGUUCCUACAGCCGGAAGUGUACCGUCGCCGUCGGGCUCGGUGCCGGGAGCCGCUGCCCCUUUCAGACCCCUGUUUAACGACUUUGGACCGCCCUCCAUGGGCUAUGUGCAGGCGAUGAAGCCACCCGGCACCCAGGGCUCCCAGAGCACCUACACGGACUUGCUGUCGGUCAUAGAGGAGAUGGGCAAAGAGAUCCGACCCACCUAUGCUGGCAGCAAGAGCGCCAUGGAGCGCCUGAAGAGAGGCAUCAUCCAUGCCCGGGCCCUAGUCAGAGAGUGCCUGGCAGAGACAGAGCGAAACGCCCGCACGUAACAGGAAGCACCUACACCUCCGAGUCUGGACCUUUCCGGGCCACUGCAGGGCACCUGCUUCUCCCUGGCCUUCACCCUGAGUUGCACUUCCUGUCCUGUGUCCCUUGGUGGGUGCCAUCCAGGAACCAGGGGGUGGCUCUUACUCCAGUUGGCAGCACUAACAUGGGACCCCUGGAAUACUUAGCAGAGAGGUCACUGUGAGUCCCACUCAUGAGCUGCCAGCAGUGUUGAUCCAACUGGAGCUUUCUUCUUUUUGUGGCCCCCACCACUCAGCACUUACC
Miniopterus natalensis is the source of this 903-nucleotide messenger RNA. RefSeq names its product cyclin-dependent kinase 2-associated protein 2. Gene Ontology annotation, cellular component: nucleus; cytoplasm; microtubule. The record is from RefSeq and is a predicted model, not a curated record. Gene Ontology annotation, molecular function: phosphatidylinositol transfer activity; metal ion binding; phosphatidylcholine binding. Gene Ontology annotation, biological process: negative regulation of G1/S transition of mitotic cell cycle; regulation of microtubule cytoskeleton organization; phospholipid transport. NCBI's taxonomy places the organism in Eukaryota, Metazoa, Chordata, Mammalia, Chiroptera, Miniopteridae.